AUGGAUCAACUGCAUCUAGGGGAAUCAGUUGCUGCAGUUCUCCGUAACAGAUCUCUUGUGGAAGAGGAAGACCAACACAUGAAAUUGUCCCUUGGAAGCAGCGAAAUGGGCCUCUCAUCCCAUUUGCAGUCUUCCAAGGCAGGAGCAACUCGCAUCUUUACCAGCAAUACCCACAGUUCUGUGGUGUUACAGGGCUUUGACCAGCUUCGACAUGAUGGCUUGCUUUGUGAUGUGUCCCUGAUGCCAGGUGAUACGGAUGAUGCCUUCCCUGUGCAUAGAGUCAUGAUGGCCUCUGCCAGUGAUUAUUUCAAGGCUAUGUUCACAGGUGGAAUGAAAGAACAAGAUUUAAUGUGCAUUAAGCUUCAUGGCGUGAGCAAAGUUGGUUUAAGGAAAAUUAUUGAUUUCAUUUAUACUGCAAAACUUUCUCUUAAUAUGGACAACCUUCAAGAUACACUGGAAGCUGCCAGUUUUCUACAGAUUCUGCCGGUUUUGGACUUCUGCAAAGUGUUUCUCAUAUCUGGGGUCACUUUAGACAAUUGUGUUGAAGUUGGGCGGAUUGCCAACACCUACAAUCUGACAGAAGUGGAUAAAUACGUUAACAGUUUCGUCCUGAAGAAUUUUCCUGCAUUGCUGAGCACUGGGGAGUUCUUGAAACUCCCCUUUGAGCGUCUUGCCUUCGUGCUUUCCAGUAAUAGCCUUAAGCAUUGCACUGAACUUGAGCUCUUUAAGGCUACCUGUCGCUGGUUACGAUUGGAAGAGCCUCGGAUGGACUUUGCUGCAAAAUUAAUGAAGAAUAUACGAUUCCCACUGAUGACACCACAAGAGCUGAUUAAUUAUGUGCAAACCGUGGAUUUCAUGAGAACUGACAAUACUUGUGUGAAUCUCCUUUUGGAAGCCAGCAAUUACCAAAUGAUGCCAUACAUGCAGCCAGUUAUGCAGUCAGACAGGACUGCCAUUCGAUCUGACACCACUCAUUUGGUUACACUAGGAGGAGUGCUGAGGCAGCAGCUGGUUGUCAGCAAGGAAUUGCGCAUGUAUGAUGAAAAGUCCCAUGAAUGGAAAUCAUUAGCCCCUAUGGAUGCCCCAAGGUACCAGCAUGGCAUUGCCGUCAUUGGAAAUUUCCUCUAUGUCGUUGGAGGACAGAGUAAUUAUGACACAAAAGGAAAAACCGCUGUCGAUACAGUCUUCAGAUUUGAUCCUCGAUACAAUAAAUGGAUGCAAGUCGCAUCUUUAAAUGAGAAGCGCACCUUUUUUCACCUAAGUGCUCUCAAAGGAUAUCUGUAUGCAGUUGGUGGUCGAAAUGCAGCUGGUGAACUUCCUACAGUAGAAUGUUAUAAUCCAAGAACAAAUGAAUGGACGUACGUUGCCAAAAUGAGUGAGCCCCACUAUGGCCAUGCUGGAACUGUGUAUGGAGGCGUAAUGUAUAUUUCAGGAGGAAUUACUCAUGACACUUUCCAAAAGGAGCUCAUGUGCUUUGACCCUGAUACCGACAAAUGGAUUCAGAAGGCACCAAUGACCACCGUCAGAGGUCUGCAUUGCAUGUGUACAGUGGGAGAAAGGCUCUAUGUUAUUGGUGGCAAUCACUUCAGAGGAACAAGUGAUUAUGAUGAUGUCCUAAGCUGUGAAUACUACUCACCUAUUCUUGACCAGUGGACCCCAAUUGCUGCCAUGUUAAGAGGGCAGAGUGAUGUUGGGGUCGCUGUCUUUGAAAAUAAAAUCUAUGUGGUUGGUGGGUAUUCCUGGAAUAAUCGUUGUAUGGUAGAGAUAGUGCAGAAAUAUGAUCCAGAUAAAGAUGAGUGGCAUAAGGUUUUUGAUCUCCCAGAGUCCCUUGGUGGCAUCCGAGCUUGCACACUCACGGUUUUUCCACCUGAAGAAACCACACCAUCACCUUCUAGAGAGUCCCCUCUUUCUGCACCUUAA
Messenger RNA from Pipistrellus nathusii (Nathusius's pipistrelle), 1920 nucleotides. Lineage: Eukaryota; Metazoa; Chordata; Mammalia; Chiroptera; Vespertilionidae. The record is from the annotation of a GenBank genome assembly.